Paracoccidioides lutzii Pb01 is the source of this 1584-nucleotide messenger RNA. RefSeq lists its product as hypothetical. Gene Ontology annotation, biological process: phosphatidylcholine biosynthetic process. Bases 1 to 1584 code for a protein of 527 amino acids. The transcript is spliced from 2 exons. The record is from RefSeq and is a predicted model, not a curated record.
AUGCCUCAACCACUCUCGAUACCGAAAAGCAGGUCAGAGCUAGAUCACCUAAAUGAAUACUUGACAGAACCCGAUGGGAAUGCCCUCGACGCCAUAGCAAAUGAUCAGGAUGCGCAACCAAUUUCACAACAACAAAAUGCUUCACCAACAUCCAAUGGCCUCUCACGCACGUCUUCGUUUGGAACUAGCAGCUCGUUCCAGGAAGAUUGGGAACCCUUUCCGCCUCUCGACAAGCUUACCGUUUUCGAUAUUCUGGGAAACUUGGCACUACCGCAAUAUCUAGAAAGAUGGCAGAAUACAUUAACCGCUCAGAAGGAGAAGGUUAGGAAACAACAGGAAAAACUGAAGAGCACGGGCAUCCACGCGAAGCAAAAGGUAGUGGGGGAAUGGCGCAGACGGGUACCCUCGUCAGACGAACAGCUCGAGAAAUACCGGAAACGAAUGAAAGAUUCCGUUGAGCGACUGGGUGCUCGUUGGAACGACACCGCGACGGUGACCGCCCGCGAGAAAAUCUCCUUCAUUGCAGGGGUCCUUAAUAUCCUCAUCUGCGGAUAUUUGAUUGGUGCCUACCCGCAAUCUUUCUUUUACUGGUACUCUGCUCAGUUUUUCUACUUCAUGCCGAUACGCUACUACACUUAUCGCAAGCGUGGCUACCAUUACUUCCUAGCUGAUCUCUGCUACUUUGUCAAUUUCUUGGCUGUUUUGUCGAUCUGGGUCUUUCCGAGCUCGAAACGAUUGUUCCUUAGUACAUACUGCCUUGCUUAUGGUAAUAAUGCCAUUGCCAUUGCCUUUUGGAGGAAUUCGCUUGUUUUUCACAGUUUCGAUAAAGUUACCAGCUUGUUCAUUCAUAUAAUGCCCCCGGUCACCCUCCAUUGCUUGGUCCAUAUGACACCUCCGGAAGUAUUGCUUAGACGAUUUCCUGCUAUCUACAACAUCAAAUUCAGCGAACCAGGUAGCCCAGAACAUUACACGCUGUUCGCAAUGAUGAUAUGGGCUUCCGUGCCCUAUGCUGUGUGGCAGCUGUCUUAUCACUUCCUUAUCACUGUUCGUCGCCGUGAGAAGAUUGCAGCAGGGCGGCCAACAAGUUUUACAUGGCUGCGGAAAUCAUAUGCCAAAACCUGGAUUGGGAAAUUUGUCCUUAACCUCCCACUUCAAUUACAAGAGCCUGCCUUCAUGCUCAUACAGUAUGUCUAUGCGCUGCUUACCAUAACACCAUGCCCUUUGUGGUUUUGGUACCGCUGGGCCAGUGCGCUUUUCCUUAUGGUCGUGUUUUCGUGGAGUGUCUACAACGGAGCUACUUUUUACAUUGACGUCUUCGGCAAACGGUUUCAGAAGGAACUAGAACAGCUCAAGAAAGAUGUUGCCAAGUGGCAGUCAUCUCCGGAGGGAGGCUCGACAAGUCCCGUUUUGGCACCUGAAUCUAGCGGCAACGGUAAGCCUCAUAGCCAUGAUGAUAUGGAUAUCAAGGAGCCCGAUUUACUACCGGAGAAAUCCGCUGUUAACCGGAUUCCGCUGCUCGAUGCGCAACAUGAGAGUUCCAGUGUGGAGGCCAAUCCAAGUUCUGGACUCCAUGCCAGAACUUAG